AUGAGUUCGAGUCGGAAUGCCAAAGCUACGAUCUCAGAAGACGGCUCCUUAGCUCACGAAUCCCACGACGCAUCACCUUCACCACAGCAGCCCCGUGAUGGUCCCUCAAAGCGCUCGCUCCGAGGUCGCUCGGGAUGUUUGAACUGUCGACGACGACGAAAGAAAUGUGACGAGUCUAAGCCAAGCUGCGCCAAAUGCGAGCGGCUGGGUGAAGAGUGUGAAUGGGACUCGGGUCUGAGUUUUCGCUUCACUUCGCUUGAAGCUGAUCAUCCCAGCAUGAUAGCCGGGCAGAAGAUUGCAGCUACGGCCCCGUCACUGCAAAUGGUUGACGUCGUCUUUGAUCUGGAUACUCAUGAGUGCAAGGAAUUUCUCAAUGCCCAACAUCAUGUCACUUUUCAGACACCACUUCAUCCUAGCGACGAUCCCAUGUCAACUGGUAGUCUUCCUGUCAUACGCGAAGAUGACCAUCUCUUAUCAUUUUCUCUGCCCGAACUCGACUCUUUGGAUUAUCUCACCAACCGCGACGCUUUCCCAACCUUUGGGGACUCCUUGUGGCCUACGAUGAGCAACGAGGAAACCAACGCUCUCAUGGAAGUGGAUCAUGUCCCUGCCGAAUCACCAGACAUUUAUGCCAUGUACUAUCCCAAUGCAACAUAUCGAGAGCUGCAUACGACUUUAUACAAUCACAUGGUCGAUACAGCCCGUGGCACUGGUCUCACACGAACAGGCACGCCCGAGUCUGAUGAUUCUCAGCACAGCAUGACUGUACGCCGUGAGAUGGAGCUCUGGCGUAAUUACCUUGACGAAAUAGCUCUAUGGCUGGAUAUGUUUGACAAUGAUCGUCACUUCCAGAUCCAUUUACCAAUCCUGGCACAAAACUCCGAACCACUAAGACUAUCAGUACUGGCGCUUUCUGCAAGGCAAAUCGAAAGGAGAGAUCCAGAUAAACCUUAUACAGAGAGUUUGGCAUUGUAUCAAGAAGCAAUCCGAUUGAUUGCUGGAGAACUGGAAAGUAUGAGUACAGAGGUUAUUGGAAGUUGUGUCUUGCUUUGCGUGUUGGAGAUGAUGAGCUCUUCUCCAAAAGAUUGGGCACGACAUCUCAAUGGUGCGGCCAUGCUGCUCAAGGCUGCGGGCAUCAACGGCGUUGUGGGAGGCAUACGACAAGCCAUUUUCUGGUGUUUCGCCCGCAUGGAUAUGUGGGGUGGAUUCCUCUCCGAUUCUUAUACCAAGAUACCGACGAGUUUGUGGUUUCUGCCUACAGGCACAAUGUCGACAGCCAUUUCGAAGUUCAAGACGGAUUUUCAGAACUUCGACAGCUAUGCGAACUAUUCGCUCUUUCUCUGCGCCAGUGUACUUGACGUUGUGUCGAGACGUGGCAGCGCCAACGAACGCGGAAGCACUUUCAGCGCUAAGUGGAAGGCGCUGUUCGAUCUCCUCGUCGAUUGGAACACCAACAGACCAGCAGAGAUGCGGCCUCUGGCAUCGCGCGCCUGUGACAACGACGACGAAGGAGCGUUCCCUGUCGUGAUCUUCACAAACGCCGCGGCCGUCAGUGCAAAUCAACUCUACCACACUGCCACUUUGCUCAUGCUGCAGGCCAAACCAAACGAUCUCAGAGUCAGGGGUCAGAGGAGUAUCUUCUGGCAUGCGAGACAGGUCAUCGGGAUUUCAGUGAGCAAUCUGCUGCAUGCUGCAUGGACAAAUGCACCACAGCCAUUGUAUAUCGCUGGCAAAGUCAUGUCGAGUAAAGCCGAACAUCGUGUCGUGCUAGAAGCACUAGCAGAAAUCGAGAGGACGACUGGAUUCGCUACCCAAUGGCGAGCGCAAGAUUUGAAAGAAUACUGGGGCGAUGAAGGAGGCUGA
Messenger RNA from Aureobasidium melanogenum CBS 110374, 1863 nucleotides. RefSeq lists its product as uncharacterized. The record is from RefSeq and is a predicted model, not a curated record. Gene Ontology annotation, biological process: positive regulation of transcription by RNA polymerase II. Gene Ontology annotation, molecular function: DNA-binding transcription factor activity, RNA polymerase II-specific; zinc ion binding; transcription cis-regulatory region binding. The transcript is spliced from 5 exons. Bases 1 to 1863 code for a protein of 620 amino acids. Gene Ontology annotation, cellular component: nucleus. NCBI's taxonomy places the organism in Eukaryota, Fungi, Ascomycota, Dothideomycetes, Dothideales, Saccotheciaceae.